This is a messenger RNA of Photinus pyralis (common eastern firefly), 624 nucleotides long. RefSeq lists its product as uncharacterized. The transcript has 3 exons. The record is from RefSeq and is a predicted model, not a curated record. Lineage: Eukaryota; Metazoa; Arthropoda; Insecta; Coleoptera; Lampyridae. Bases 1 to 522 code for a protein of 173 amino acids.
AUGACAAGAGAAAUAAAGAACGAAGAAAUUAAACAGAGCAAGGAGCAAGGAGAUGAAAAGAAGGAAGAAGUCAUACUGCCAUGGAAUGGAGAAUUUACCCUCAAAAUUAAGUGCGGCGGUCCAGCUGUGAGGUACUCGGCAGACUACAAGUACAUCGACGCAAUCAUCGACGGAUUCGACUACAGCAGCGAAGGCAGAUCAGACUACAUGAUAGUGGGUUACCGUGCCGAUCUAAGCAUGGCGGGAAAGGUGAGUGUAAACGGCCUACUCAAAAUUACUAAGUCGGAAGUGAAUAUCAAAUGUGACACUUUCUACGGAGUCUACAAGUCGACGGACAAAGAGCUGAGCACAAGAAUGAACAACUUUCUUGAGGUGAACCGAAUCGUCCUUAAUCCGCACGUCAUGAAGAAAUUUGGAGAUCUGCACGCUUACGCCUAUAAGGUCCUCGCGAAUACUAUCUUUGCUCAAAUUCGUUUCGAUGAAAUGUUUCCUAGUUCGGAACUGCGCCGUUGUACAAGCUGAAGUUUUGUGAAUCUUAGAUUGGGAAUAUUUUAAACUUUGAGAUUUUGCAAUUUUGACCUUUUUGGAUUUUGGGAGUUUGAGAUUAUGGGAUUUUUGGGAGUU